UGCGGAUGCAGCAUCGUUUCUGCAGAGAAAUGCGGGGGUGAACGUUGCGAGGACACCGUGCACGCAUGGGCUUCAGCAAUGCUGUGCCUGGCAUCGUUGCCGGCAUCCCGUCAACUGCUUCAGAAGUCAGCUUGGUGGGUGCAGCUGGCGAGCGGUACUUUGUUUUUUUAAUCUCCUUUGAAUUGAAGAUAUUAAAAGAUAGGAAAGCGGAGACAUCGGUAGGCAUGAAGGAUGGCCACCAUUGUUAUGGUUUUGAACUUCGCUUUUUCCCUUGAUGAGGCUUGCUGACAGUACUUGUACAUCCUCCGUAGGAACACUGUUAUACCAUCCCGAUUACGCGUCAACGGCUUUUUCUUGUUUGCUGAACGUUGCUCGUCUUCGUAUAUUAGUUUUUUAGGGACCGUUGGGAACACUUUUGUUAUGCCGCGUCAGGUCAACCACAAACCCUGCUGAUUACUCAUGUCUUGCUUUGCGAUUGCUCCUCCUUGCGGACUAGUUUGUCGGGUCGAGCUCGAGAAGUGGCGGGGGAGAGGAGGAGGUCGGGGGUCGGUAUCAGGUUUUCCUUACUUUGUCCUCUGACUGGGAACAGCAGGUUGAGGGAGUCUGGCUGUUUUCAAGGAGUAGAGCGAGCGAGCGAGCGAUCAAAACAUAUCACUGCAGACAUCGAUUCGGCUCGGUGAGACCUUUAUUUACUUUUCUUACGCCAUCUCUAUGAGAAUUUCUUAUGGCAGUUUUUUUGUGGUACAUUACCAUCGUUCGUUUUUUUUUAAUUUUUCUGUUUUUUCCCCUUAGUAUUCUCUAUAGUAUAAGCAUUGUGAAGUUCGGAGUCCGGAGACCCCGACACUCUUCAAAGGUGAGGGUGAGAUAGUGGAACGAAAAGUUAGUGGGUAGACUCGAUACUCUUCAAGGGUAGUUAAGUGGGACGUGAAAUCUCCGGCCAGCAGCGAUGGCGACGACAGUGAAAUAAUUGGGUCUGUGGCGUGGACUCUUAGAUCGUCUCUGCAAGCGAUAUGAUGAAGGCGGACUUGAUUGAAAUCUCUCCGCUGCCACCACCGAUGCUAAGCCAAGGCGUUGGGCCUUUGGUCCGUCGCGCUAUCUCAUUGGAGUAUCAGUUCUCGAUACCGACAUGCAAACGCGGUUUCAAAACCUUUUAUGCUUGAAGAACGGUGGAAGUGUAGGGGGUUUCGGGAGUGAAGAUGGUCUGGACGUCUUCACGUCUUGUCUGAAAAAGCGGGGCCAAGCAAGCGAUCAAUGUCUUCACCAAUCACCUCUGGUUGCAGGUUGAAGUCCUCUGUUAAAAUGGCGAGUCGGUCUUAUUGAUCGACGCAAAGCACAUGCUGCACAGAGGGAGAAGUGAUUACGUGUUGCACAGAGGCGGAGAUGGAGAUGGGUUCACAGGUGGGCAGGGGAGGAGGAUGGCGAGAAACGGGGGAAGCGACUGGGUGAUGCUGAAGAUAGUGGCAUCUGCAGGCGACGCAAAGGGGAAGAGUCCACAAAUUUCCAGACAUUUGUGCAGUCCCAAUGGUCCGCGUGUGUCGGCAGCAGGAUGGCGAGAAACGGGAGAAGCGACUGGGUGAUGCUGAAGAUAGUGGCAUCCACAGGCAACGCAAAGGGGAAGACUCCAGAAAUUUCCAGACAUUUGUGCAGUCCCAAUGGUCGGUGCGUGUGCGUGUCGGCAGGAAAGGGGGCCCCGCAGAACGGGAGGAAGGGGGAAUGGGUGGUGCUCGAGAGAGCAGCAUCCAGGGGCCAAGUGAAUGGGAAGAGGCCAGAAUUUCGCAGACCUUUGUACAGUCCCUAGCGCGGGUGCGUGUCGGCACCCUGCGAACAUCAAACGGGGUCGGGUCAGUGAUAUACGUGUGCAUUUCAACCUCUUUUCCUGAAGAGUUCAGUGUAGGGCACUAGACACAGACCCCCUUUUCUUUGAAUAAUGGAGUGCAGGCCAGGCACGUCACCCCCUUUUGUUCGACAUCAUGACAGUGAAGUAGACGUGAACCUGGACAGCGAAUAACGGAACACGGACGGAUGCAAAGAAUACGAAUGAUGCUUAUAAUAGGUGUGCGCCGGUAAGAAGUUUCAGUGUUUGUGACGGCGAUGCGAGCGAGAAGAUUCGGUGUUUGUGACGAGGAUGCGAGUGAGAAGAUUCAGUGUUUGUGACGAGGAUAGUCUGAGUGGCACCUUGGAAAGCAGAUCUCAGGAAAGAGACCUGAGCAGCGGCGGUGGUGUGGGAGGAUGGAGCUCUCCACCAGUGCAGUAGACGCGAACCUGGGCAGCGAAUAGUGGAGAAUGCGGAUGACACAAAAGGAAUAUGAAGGAAUAUGAACGAUGCGUAUAAAAGAGGUGCGUGCGCGUGAGAAGAUUCAGUGUUGCGAGUGCGAAGUUUCAGUGUUUGUUACGAGGAUAGCGUGAGUGGUGACGUGGAAAGCAGAUCUCGGGAAAGAGACCUGAGCAGCGGAUGUUGUGGGCGAAUGAAUAAAGCUCUCACCGGCAAAAUAGUCGAAGGUGGUAUAGGUUGGACAGAUCACAAGAGAGAAUGCGUACGAGCGUUAGCUUCUGCAGAGAUCUGCCUGACUCAGGGCAUACUCACACUGGCACUUUUCAAAAUGAAUCUGAUUGCAUUUAUCUCCAGACCCAAUGAAUCUGACCGCAAUCAUGUCCAGAGCAUAUUAGAAAAAUAACUAGUGUGACUAUGCCCUCAGACAUACAAGUAUUCAAGAAGCAAAUGAGAAGUGACGGAGUGGAAGCGAAGCUGUCUUUCCUUUUGCAUUGGUCAUAUGCCACGGUGAAGGAAGGGGAAGAGGCUCAGGAGGUAUAAGGGAAUAGGCUUGGGAGGAUUUACUCUCACAGCCACUCAGCAUCCCGCCCGCUUCUGGCAAGCUCUGAAUUCUUUAUCUUCCAAUUACAUUCCAUUUAUUUGAGCACUCCUUGUAAUCACUGAUCAGUCGGCAUGCGACAGGAUUCGAACCUGUGCCCUGAGCGGUGAUCGGUGAACAGACUUAAUACACAAGCGAAGGUACGAGUAUGGGCUGGUUCACAUAGAUCACGUAGCGUUUCAUCGUACCGACAGGAUUUGAACCUGUGACCUGAGAGGUGAGACCUUAAGUGCAAGUCCCGUUGUUCCGCGGAGACGGCGAAUCUUAUGACAAGAUGUACAGACACUGUUUCCCCUCUUCCCCCUCCCCCUCUCUCGCACAGCCACAAAGAUGAUGGUUGUUGUGAGAUCAUAUCAUAUUAGAUGUCACACGGUCAAGACGAAGCCUUCAUGCCUGCAUCGGACUCUUCUCGUGGAGAUGGCGAAUCAUACGACAAGAUGUACAGACGCGGUUACCCAUCUUCCCCCUCCCCCGCCCCCUUCCUCGCGCAGCCACAAAAAUGAUGGCUGUUGUGGGAUCAUAGAAGAUGUUUUUCACACAGUCAAGAAACCUUCAUGCCUGCAUCAGACUCUUCUUGGGGAGGGAGAGAAGGAAGUGAGGAGGGAUGGAGGGAGGAAUUCGAUCCCCGAACUUUGAGUUCUGCUCUUAAACACAAUAAGGUGCAGGUUUCACAGAGUUAGGGAGAGCGGAUAGGAGAGAAGCAUUAUAUCGUACUUGGCCAACGGUGGAGGCUCUUGAGGAAGAUUAUAUGUCUCACCUCGCCAAUGCUAGAGGAGCACCUAGAGAGGAAGGAUGUGUGUGUAUGCGGUUUGGCACGGCGUCCAUGGUAUUAUAAUAUGAGUAGACAUCGUGGCGGUCGUGGUGCUGCUGCUGCUCAUGGUGUGUCCACGGGGAGGUAGUAUGUCGUUUUGAGGGUUGAAGAUGAGCUUGGAGGUCUGAGAUGGUUUUCAGGGCCACGUCCCACCGUCCCAGGGGCCAGGUGGUGGUUUUAAAUAGGGACCAUUUUUAAUCCCUUAAGG
Molecule: messenger RNA, 3889 nt
Organism: Chara braunii
Lineage: Eukaryota; Viridiplantae; Streptophyta; Charophyceae; Charales; Characeae
Source: the annotation of a GenBank genome assembly